AAAGCUUACAUCGUAAUCAUUCCUACUCCAAUCCAGAGGCUAUGGCAAAGAGUGGCCAGGACAGUCAACUGUUAAAACAAGAUUUACAAUGUGGUUGCUGUUUUGAGCUGAUGGUUGAACCUACUACACUUAGUUGUGGACACAGCUUUUGUCGGUUUUGCCUUGCAAAGUGGUGGCAUGCAUCAAGACACAACACAUGUCCAGAGUGUCGGCAACCAUGGUCAGGAUUCCCAAAAGUUAAUAUUGCAUUACGAAAAACUAUCAAAGUACUCUUUUCAAAGGAAGAGGCUGAACGAAGAUGUUUCCAGGAAACUUCCCCAGAUUUUGGAUUAGUGUUGUCCAAGUUUGAUGCUCUAGAAAACAAAUCUUCACAAAGGUUGCAUAGCAGUCGUGAAGUAGAAUUUCUUCAAGGUCAAAAUUUGGGGAUUACCUUCACAAAGCUUAUAUUUAUUGUUCUCUCUGUCCUUGGCAUUGUCAUGUUUAUAUAUCAUGUCCUAAGUUUGUUCAUGGACCAAAGAGAUCCUCUUGUAAGAAAACCAGUGCAUAAGUGGAGUACACAGAAUGUGGCUAAAUGGCUUGAAAGCUUGGGUGAUUGGGCAGAAGAAUAUGGUGACAGGUUCCAAGAUGCAGGAAUUGAUGGAAACCUCCUGAUGUCGCUCUCUGAAUAUGACUUGGAGACUCCCCCUCUUAAUGUUGUAGUUUCCUAUCACAGGCGGGUACUAUUGAAGGAACUUGAAGCAUUAAAAGCUGAUGGAGUAAAGCAGCCAACAGAUGUGUGGGAAUAUAAGGCUGCUUAUCCUGUGCGUGCAAUACUUCUUCUUUGGGGUUUACGUGAGUUUCCAAGGUUGACAGUCUUCUACACAUUCUUUGCCUGUAACCAAGAUGUUUUUCAACCUCUGUUAUAUUAUACUAGUGAAACAAACUUUGAAGGAAGUAUAUUUGAGGCAACAGUCAUUCCUUCAGAAGAGUAUUUACGAUUUGUUUUGCGUCUUAUUUUGGUUCCCUAUUACCUGAUUGGAAAAUUCACUCUAAAGUGGAUCAAUCUUAAUUACUUUGUUGGAGCUGUUGUACUCAUCUACAGUGUUCUUAUGAGCCUUAAUGAGUUUUCAAAGCUGAGAUGGCUGUUGAUGAUGGGGGGAUGGAGGCAACUACCAGGACUGUUUAUUGGAAUCAUUAUUACAGCUUCUGUGAAUGGAUUGUUUCACCUUGCUCUAUGGAGUUUUCUUCCAUCCUUCAUUUGUGACAUUGCAUUUUACUGGAUGCUGUUCUUGGCACCAUACGCUGCCUGGCAUAGCUUUAAAGUGGGUUUGGCUAAUGGUGAAGUCCACUUUCAUCCUGCAAGAGACUUCUUUUUAUGGAUUUGGAGAGUGCUUCAUCAGUUGAGGACAGAAUAACACUUUUGAUCCAUAUAUAGAAAUAACUAGUGCAUCAAUAGAAAUGUUUUAUAGAUCUUUAGUUAACUCUCUAUUUUAGCUACCAGUUCCUGUUAGUUAGCUGUGCUGUAAUCUUCAUAUCUUUGGGAAAUGUCUGCAUGCAAUGUAACUUACAUUUAAUGGAAUGACUAAGCAUGGAUCAUGCACAAAACAUAUCACCAAUAACUGGCAUGGGAAACAACCACCACCUUUUCAUCAAAGAAAAUUAUUGUUACAUAGUCACUUCAAGACAUAAUCACUAAAUCCAUUAAAAGUGUUCUUCAGUUUCUCACACUAUCCUUAAAGGGGGGGCUCGUUACAACCAAGUGUUAAUCUUGUCCAGUGAAAGUGCAUUCCAAACCAUCUCUAACUCAGCCAAAUGUUGAUUUUUGUGGGCAACAUUAAGGAGGCCUGUAGUUAACACUGGAAAGACCCUUCUUUUUUUUACUUAGGCUUUUUUAAACUUUAAUCCCUCAGCAAAUAAAGAACUCUCCAGAUCCAUGAGUUAUCCAAAACUGCAGCAUAUGGUAGAAUUUUUCUACAUCUUGAGCUCCAGUACUUUUUCUUUGUGUCUUAGGAUGGAUAAGAAUAAUUUUCUGCAAGACUAUCUAACACAAUUCAGGGACUAAUUUAACCAUUUCAUUACCGACUAAUUGUCUUUAAUUGAGUAAUAAAAUACUAGUAAGUUUUUCCUUUUUGUCCCAAUGCAUUCUGCAUUGAUUUUUAUGAUUUGUAAAUUUAUAGCAAUGUGUUAGGCUUAAGGGAAUAAUGUUUCACCUAGAGGAAUUUGUAUGAGGAUCCCCAUUUUAAGUGGCACUAGGUUUUUAGACUGGUGGUCUCCCUCAAUAUUAACACAAGCUGGCCAAUCAAUUAUCAUAAGAAAUGCAGAAUACCAGUAACUGAAAAAUAUUGUUCUCGCAAUGUAACUCUUUCUGGCACCUAUUUCUCAUAGCUUUUAAUACCUCAUUUUACAACAUAGAGAAGGUCAUUGUUAUAAAUUUAAUUUGUAUCCAAUCCUCUUACUAUCGCCUUUAAAUAUAAAAUACUUUUGUGGAGUUUAGGGCUUCAAAGUAGAUUUCAAUUCAGUUUUGUUCAGCCAAAACCAAAGAAAUUACUUGUUUCUAAAGCUAGAAAGGAAAAGCAACAAUUUUGCAAAGAGUCCAAAGUGAAUUUAAGCUUGGGAGAACUUGACUGAGUAAGUUUCAGUAUUGUUGUGAAUCUCAUUGACAGGGAAAGCCAGUUUCUUGACUAAAAACAGAGAACAGUGAA
Pocillopora damicornis (cauliflower coral) is the source of this 2681-nucleotide messenger RNA. Its product is annotated as bifunctional apoptosis regulator. Gene Ontology annotation, molecular function: ubiquitin protein ligase activity; protein binding; metal ion binding. Gene Ontology annotation, biological process: proteasome-mediated ubiquitin-dependent protein catabolic process. The record is from RefSeq and is a predicted model, not a curated record. Lineage: Eukaryota; Metazoa; Cnidaria; Anthozoa; Scleractinia; Pocilloporidae. Gene Ontology annotation, cellular component: nucleus.